Myripristis murdjan (pinecone soldierfish) is the source of this 3597-nucleotide messenger RNA. It is a transcript of the gene necap1, whose product is annotated as NECAP endocytosis associated 1. Gene Ontology annotation, cellular component: clathrin vesicle coat; membrane. The coding region runs from base 158 to 955 and encodes 265 amino acids. The record is from RefSeq and is a predicted model, not a curated record. The transcript is spliced from 9 exons. Gene Ontology annotation, biological process: endocytosis. Lineage: Eukaryota; Metazoa; Chordata; Actinopteri; Holocentriformes; Holocentridae.
CAUACACAAACACGGAGGCACACACACACUCUCUCUCUCUCUCUCUCACACACACUCACACACACACUCACUCACACACACACACAAACCCCCCAGAAAAGCAGCGAAUAAUAAAUGAGUCAAGCACAACUCCCACAUCAAUAACAGUUGAACCAAGAUGGCGGCCGAGGGCGAGUACGAGUCGAUCCUGUGCGUUAAGCCCGAUGUCAACGUUUACCGCAUCCCACCGCGGGCCACGAACCGCGGAUACAGGGCGGCUGACUGGAAGCUGGACGCUCCUGAUUGGUCCGGGCGGAUGAGGAUCACAGCCAAGGGGAAGGUGGCCUUCAUCAAGCUGGAGGACAAAGUCUCAGGGGAGCUGUUUGCCCAGGCCCCUGUGCACGAGUACCCGGGUAUCGCCGUGGAAACAGUCAGCGACUCCAGCCGAUACUUUGUUCUGCGAAUACAGGAUGACAACGGUCGCAGUGCGUUCAUCGGGGUCGGCUUCGGGGACCGAGGGGACGCCUUUGACUUCAACGUGGCUCUGCAGGACCAUUUCAAAUGGGUGAAACAGGAGAAUGAAAUCAGUAAAAACGCCCAGCUGGGGGAUUCGGGACCAAAACUGGACUUGGGCUUUAAAGAGGGACAGACCAUCACACUGAACAUCGGGCAAGGCAAGAAGAGGGAUAAGCCCCGCCCACAGGGGACAGGCGGGUUUGGACUCCUCCCGCCUCCACCCGGAGGCAAGAUAGCCCCUCCCCCCUCGUCAGGCUCGUCCAAUCACAAUACAGUUCCCCAGACGGGAGGCACAGCGACAGCCUGCCUGCUGGAGCUGGACAGCAGUAACUCCAACACAGUGGUUCAGUCCAGCCCGAGCUCAGAUCUGUGGGGAGACUUCUCCGCUCCUGCCAGUCCACGCUCUCUUCCACCAGCAGCACCACGACCACAGAACAGCACAAACUGGAUCCAGUUCUGAGUCGGCUGCUCACCGCGUCCUCACCUGCACCUGUCCAUCAUCGCCGAGAAGAGCCGCAGCUUCCUGUGCAUCACCGAAAGUACCCCCCCGUCCCCCCUAUUUAAAAAAAAAACAACAACAAACAAACAAACCCAGAGGACACCACGCAGUUCUUGAACGCUCCUCGUCGAAGCCGGGCCUGUCCGUGACGUCUCCACCUCGUCCAGCAUCAGUUUCUUCAUGAAUGUGAGAAAGUCAAGCCAUGAAACGAGCCGCCGGCCGAUCCAAUAACAUCCAAGGGCUACGUGUUCCUGUUCUGUGUCAGCAUCGCCCCCUGCUGGGCGCCGCACCAAACAGCGCCUCAUCUGUGAUCUGAGCUUUUUUUUCUUUUGUGUCAGUCAAAAAGCACGCAGCGCCCCCCUCAGGCAGCACACAGCACUACAUGGCUUCAGGGGGGCGUCAGUGCUUUUUGUGACUUAACUGUGACUAACGAGGACAAAGUGAAAGUCGCCUCUAAAUUACAUGAAAAACACCCGUUUCAACCAGACAAUUAAUAACAUUUCUGGUCGUACAAUCUUAUCUUUCUCAAUCCACACCUGAGAAAAGGCUGUUAAUACACAAAGUCCCCUUGUUCCAAUCUUUUUCAUAAAUCAAGUAACUUAAUCUUGAAAUGUUAAAAUUUCCACUUGUUUCACUGUAAUUCCCUAAAAUAAGAGAAACUGCACAUGGAAAAACACAAGAUUCUUUCAUUCACAGAAAUAUACAAUUUUAAGACUUAACACAGAAUUAAAUAACAUGUUAACUUUUACAAAGCAUCUUUCUCUGCAGAGGGGCUUUUUUUUUUUAAAGGGAAUGAAACUGAGCGGCGAUACUGGGAUGUUAAUCUAGAUGCACAUUUUGACACAAAGUUGUGAGGUUCUGUUUUACAUUUUGGGCAAAAAAAAUAUGUAUGUCAUAUGUAUAUAGGCUUAGUCUACAAUUAGGACUUUAAAAGUUAGGAUUUACAAAGUGAUAAUAUAAACGGAUGAAAAUAUGAGACUUGAAAGUCAGAUUAGCUUUGCUUUAUUGGAUAUUAAAAGGAAAGGGUCAGCAUCUCGAUCCUCUGCAUGCAGAUGAAACUUUAAUCACCGAGCAUCUGAUCCAUCAGCACAGCAGCUCCAAAGUGUGUCGUGUGUUUAAUGUGAAACACUGAGCUCACUCAGAGAAAACAUUUUAAAUAUCCCAGUUCUGACAGAAUUUAUAGAGAUAAAAUAUAUCUAUGAGGUAAAACUGUAUUUGUGAUCGCUGCUUAAUGAAGUUUUCUGAGCAAAGCCAAGGGAAAUAAAACCAUUAAACCAAGUGGAGAAGCAAAAAAAAAAAAACUUAAACUUCAUAUCAAAGAGGCCGUCAGUGAAACGUGAAGAUCAGACACUGUGGCAUCUCAUCAGCAGAUCUGUGUGAAUUUAUGAAGCCGUUCAAAAUGUUCAGCUCCUGUGAAAGUUCAGUCCACCCACACAAACUGAAUUCACUGUUUGACUUCAGUUUAAUUCAGUUUCCAGUCCAUCUCAUACACUGACAUCUGUUUAUCUUAUCCAGAGACAGCACUCAUUCUGUCUUGUCUCGUAAAGUAAUUUUUUUUUUCCCUACAAGGCUGGUUUUAGAUGUUUUGUUUGUGAGAUCAAGAGACGACCAGCACACAGAGAAGAAUCACAGAGCAAAAUGUCUUGGGAGCUGCACAGAAACCCUGUAAUUACCCACAACCCCCUCUGAGUGGACUCGUGACCCAUUUCUCACGCAGACACAGCUGACACGCACCGUCAGGGCUGCCAGACACACUCUGCUCACAUGGAGUGUAAAAAAAAAAAAAAAUAGUCCAGUGAAGCAAAUCGAAAGUGAAUCAGAGAAUUUACAAAUGCUGUUUUUUUUUUUAAAUUUUAUUUUAUUUUUAAUUUCAAAGUGCUUGAAGUGUCAGCGGGGUGGGGUUUGACGCCGGACAGUAACAAUGAGGGGUUUAGACAAUCACAGGGGAACAAUCUGGAAGUUUCUUCACUGCUCUGGACACGGUCUGGGCUGCCCUGGCGUGUCAAGCCCCACCCGACUGGUUUGUUUCAGGUUGUAUUUCAAACUGGAAACGAGUUGAAUACCUCUGUCCCGGGACGGCGCGGAGAAAAAAAAAAAAAAAAGAAAAAAAACUUAAUGAUUGUCUUACCUCGUCUGAUGAAUGUCUUUACCGCAGCAAGCGAUGUGUUGAUUGUCGUGCUGAGAAAGUAAACAAAAAAUAAAUAAAUAAAUAAAUAAAUACUACUAAUAAUAAAUAAAUUAAAAAUGCUUUGGCUGAGUUUGAACGGUGUUUACAGGAUUUUGACCCAUGAAUUGUCAAACUGGCAUUAUUCUUCGACUGUGAACUCAUUUGUGUUGAUGAUUUUUUUUUUUUUUUUUUUUUUUUAAGUUUUGACUGACGCUGGACUGAUGGAUGUAAUCGGCGUCAGACACCGGGGUGAUUGAUUAGUGAUACGUUGGUCUGUGUCUGUUGUGUUUACAUCGCUCACAGUGUUGGCAGCAGUAUAUAAAAAAAAAAAAAAUGUCUCUGUUUCUCACUCAUUCCACACUGUAAAAUCACUGGACUAACACUUUUGAUUUAUGACCAAUUUCAUGAGAAAGAGGCAAUAAAUCCUUACAAAGGA